AUGUCCUUCUCCAGCCUACCUACCAAAGAACUCCGCAACACCGCACUAUUCAAGCCACUAAAGGUGGGCAACACAACGAUCCAGCACCGGAUCGCUCUAGCUCCACUAACCCGUCUACGUACCACUAACCCCGAGCACAUCCCAACGGAUAUUGUGCGUGAAUACUACGACCAGCGUUCGAAGAGACCAGGUACCCUGGUCAUCACAGAGGGUACGUUCCCAUCCGCUUCCACCGCGGGGAUGAAUGACGUUCCUGGUAUUUGGAGCGCCGAACAGGCUAGCGAGUGGGCUAAGAUCUUCAAGGUGAUCCACGACAACAAAUCGUUCGCUUGGGUUCAGCUGUGGGUGUUGGGCUCUCAAAACGACCCUUCGGUCAUCGCCAAGAACGGCUUGAGAAACGACUCGGCAAGCGACGACUGGUACCCAUCUGACGGGGUGCGCGACCUGGCCAAGCAGCUCAAUGUUCCAUCCCGUGCCAUUACCAAGGAUCAGAUCAAGGAGUACAUCCAGAUCUACGUGUCUGCUGCCAAGCGUGCUAUUGAAGCGGGCGCCGACGGUGUCGAGGUGCACUCUGCCAACGGUUACUUGUUGAACCAGUUCUUGGACUCUGUCUCUAACAAGCGUACCGACGAGUACGGCGGAUCCAUCGAGAACCGCGCCAGGUUUACCUUGGAGGUUUUGGACGCUCUUGCCGAGGCAGUCGGCCCUGAGAAGGUCGGUGUCAGAUUUUCUCCAUACGGUACCUUUGGUAACAUGGCCGGUACUGUGGACCCAAACACCGUUGCGCAGUAUGCUUAUAUCGCUGGCCAACUAGAAAAACGUGCUGCUGAGGGUAAGAGAUUGGCUUACAUCCACGUUGUUGAGCCACGUGUGACUGACCCAAGUGUCGAGGAGGGCCAGUCCGUAUACAACGGUGGUACCAACGACUUCUUCUACAGCGUCUGGAAGGGUAUCAUCCUAAGAGCUGGUAGUUAUGCUCACCACCUUGACGCUGCCGUUCGUGAUGCCGAGUUGGGCAGAACUGUCAUCGUGUAUGGUAGGUACUUUAUCUCCAACCCAGAUCUUCCAGACCGUUUGGAGAAGGGCCUGCCUUUGAACAAUUACCGUAGAGAGUUGUUCUACACCAAUGAGGCAGAAGGCUACAUUGACUACCCUGUAUAUGAGGAGGCUGUUGCCAAAGGAUACAAGCAACAGUCCUAA
Molecule: messenger RNA, 1200 nt
Organism: Eremothecium gossypii ATCC 10895
Lineage: Eukaryota; Fungi; Ascomycota; Saccharomycetes; Saccharomycetales; Saccharomycetaceae
Product: alkene reductase
Exons: 1
Coding region: 1-1200 (399 amino acids)
Molecular function (GO): FMN binding; NADPH dehydrogenase activity
Source: RefSeq, marked provisional